ACCACACUAUACAUAGUAACACAUUACAAAUCUUAACCAUCCUACAAAAACAAAUCAAAUUCAAUGGAACACCCUCCUCCUCCUCCUCCUCCUCCUCGCCGCCAUGUCGCGGUGUGCGCAUUCCCCUUCGGAACGCACGCCGCCCCACUCCUCCACCUCGUAAAACACCUAGCCACCGCCUCACCCGACACCCGCUUCUCCUUUCUCAACACCGCCACCUCCAAUUCCGCCUUGUUCACCAAAUCCGAUCCUUCUUCUAACAUUAUCCCCUGCAACCUCAAUGAGGAGGAAGGGGGAAGCCGAAACGGAAACCCAUUUGUGCGGUUUAUUGAGACGGCGGGAGUGAGUUUUCGACGGCGGAUGGAGGUGGCGGAGGAGGAAGCUGGUGGUGUGAAGAUUAGUUGUGUGAUUUCUGACGCUUUUUUAUGGUUUUGUGGUGAGAUUGUUGAUGAGGAGAAAGAGAAGGGUAAUAAUUUGUGUAGUUGGAUUGCUGUUUGGACUUCUAAUGUUGCAAGUAUUUCUGCUGCUUUUCAUACUGAUGUUCUUCGUACCAAAUAUGGCGUUGUCAAACAAGGAAUCGAAGGCCGAGAAGAUGAAGUAAUAGAUUGUGUACCUGGAUUUUCAAAUAUUCGAGUUAAAGACAUACUAGAUUGUGUCCCUGGAAUGCUCUCAGAAACUAUAAACUCAGCAUUUGAUCAAAUGACAUACAAAAUGGCAUUGAGUCUGCCUAAAGCUGAUGGUGUUGUAGUAAACUCUUUUGAAAAACUAUCACCCACAAUCACAAAUGACCUAAAAUCCAAAAUGAAAUUGCUCUGUAUUGGACCCUUUCCUUCAAUAUUCCCACCUCAAAUUGUUACAGACAAAUAUGAGUGUCUACCAUGGUUAGACAAACAGAAAGAGAAAUCUGUUGUGUAUAUUAGUUUUGGCACGGUCGCCACUCCACCACCACACGAGUUUCUAGCCCUCGUAGAAGCUCUCGAGGGUGGCGAGUUCCCCUUCUUAUGGUCGAUGAACGACUCGAAUAAGGGGCUUUUACCGUUAGGGUUCGUGGAUCGUGUUAGGGAAGAUGAGGCUUUUGGGAAGAUCGUGGAAUGGGCCCCACAAAUGAAGGUGUUAGGACAUCCUUCUGUAGGUGGGUUUGUAACGCAUUGUGGAUGGAACUCGAUAUUGGAGAGUAUGGUGAACGGAGUGCCUCUUAUAUGUAGGCCGAUGCUUGGGGACCAGAAGGUGAAUCAAAGGUUUAUUGAGAGCGUGUUUGGAGUUGGGGUUGGAUUAGAAGGCGGAGUUUUUACAAAGAGUGGAGCGAUCAAGGCGUUGCAUCGAGUUUUGUCGAGCGAUCAAGGGAAGGAGAUGAGGAGGAAUGUACAAGUGUUGAGAGGGUUGGCUGAAGAGAGUACUAAACAAGGUGGUAGCUCAAUUGAGAACCUUAAUGCUUUGAUAAAACUAGUUCAAAGUGCUUAAUAAAACUAGUUGUAUGUUCUUCAAGAUUUGAUUUUGUUUUCGUGCUUUUUUGUGUGUAAAAAUGUUCUAACUUAAUUGACCAACAACAACGUAACGGUCUUGUGGUUGUGCAA
This is a messenger RNA of Spinacia oleracea (spinach), 1574 nucleotides long. RefSeq names its product anthocyanidin 3-O-glucosyltransferase 7. The coding region runs from base 64 to 1461 and encodes 465 amino acids. Gene Ontology annotation, molecular function: UDP-glycosyltransferase activity. The record is from RefSeq and is a predicted model, not a curated record. Lineage: Eukaryota; Viridiplantae; Streptophyta; Magnoliopsida; Caryophyllales; Amaranthaceae. The transcript has 2 exons.